AUGGAUCUCUUCCUAUCUGUUGGCUCUCGAAACGUGAAUAUGACAAGGAAGAAUACUCAAACUCGGAACUCGGAACAUUCCAGAUCUCUGGUCAUCUCGAAUGCUAAGCCUUCAGGGCCGACAGCUCAAAUCGCCAGUGAUAAAGCACCAGCGGCGGCUAAGAUUGCCACCUCCGUACAGCCAUCGCUGACACCCCCCGGCAGUCGACGAGUGACUCUCUUGGGAUCGGAUGCACGUCAGAUGAACAGCACCGACCAAUUGGCACAGGAAUGUGCUCCGACACGCAUGACUUCGCCAGCAUCUGCUGUAGAGAGUAAAAGUUGGAAAACUUUCCAAUCCCGCCAACUAAGACCUAGCUAUCCACCAACAAGCUGGAGAUGUUGCGAGGACGACAGUGAUGAUGAACACAACACUGGGGGUAAUUUGGGCAGUGAACACAAACAGACGAGCUCCAAGGCGACUCAUCCAAAUCAUCUGAAUACCAACCAUGAGAAACACCCGACUGAGAUAUUACCAGGAGGAUUAACCAAGAGUAUUGCUUCACAUGAGGACCGGGGCAAGUGCUCGCUAUCUACAACCGAUUCUUUCAGUAGUCCUGCGUAUCCAGCGUUGGGGCCAGAAGACAACCUGCUUCCAGGUCAAACGGCGGACAUUACCUCUCGUGUUUCUAAGAUCAGUCUUGACCCACCAAGACCUUCACCACACAUUUCGGAAGCUCCCGUUUGCGGUAAAGCCACGGAAGCAACACCACGAGCUACGAGUAAUACUCGAGAAGCAAAGGCGUCGCUGUUACCGGACCCUGAGACUGCUUACGGCCAGAAAUUCUAUUAUACUGCCUGCCCUCAUGCAUCGCCACCAUCUUCAAGGCCCCUCAAUGUCCAACCUACUCUAGCUACAUAUCAAGAGGGUUUGCUCAGAUAUGCUCCAUAUCAUCUCCGUGUGCGUCCGCGCGAACAGGCUCCCGAAAUCUACAUCCUGGAGGGCGCUUGCAGUCAGUGUGAUCUAGCCGCUCGUCGGGAGGCGGAACUACGGGUCUUGAAUAAAUAUAAAUCCAAGGUUGAUGUCCUUUCAAUCAGAUUAUAUGAACUACAAGGUGACGUCGACCUUGACUCACCGACCUUACCUCGUGAGUAUUACCCUGGCACUAGCCAAGCCCUCGCACCUCCAAAUGCAGAGACUAACAAUACAGGAUUAGUUUUCACACCUGAAGUGAUUGAACAGAUCCUGUCGCUUGAGGCGGACUUGGAUUCACUCAUCAAGAGACGAGACCGGGAGAUCAAGUUCGUCUGGCGCGGAUAUACUGCACGUUGGGGGCCUGCAACUCUCGGGGUUUUCCGAACUAACAUCCAUGCAGUCACUCGUGCGAUGCAGAACCCAGCCAAGAGCAGUGCUGAAGCCACAUUUUCUCAAUCCACCAUCACAAGUGAUACCGAGUCAAUCAUGAGCACGGAGGCGAUAUCUUCACGUGGAUACCUAAACUCUAGCUCCUUUGCAGAUUCGUCAUCAGCCACGUCCUUCAGCAGCGGUACUGGUGCUACCGCCCCUUCAUCCACUCGCAGACAAUACAUCAUCCGGAACGGCAGCGUGAGCCCGCGCGAUACCCCGCAGUCACGCUACUCAAACGGCACACGCAGUAUUCCGUUACCAUCUCCCAUCGACAGUACCAAGCAAAACGGCAGGAUGCACAUCGACUGGGUGCGCCGAGAUUGUGGCUCGGCAGUAAUGCCAGUGAAGACAGCUCGUGGCCCAAAAGAAUAG
Messenger RNA from Exophiala aquamarina CBS 119918, 1758 nucleotides. RefSeq lists its product as uncharacterized. The coding region runs from base 1 to 1758 and encodes 585 amino acids. The transcript has a single exon. The record is from RefSeq and is a predicted model, not a curated record. NCBI's taxonomy places the organism in Eukaryota, Fungi, Ascomycota, Eurotiomycetes, Chaetothyriales, Herpotrichiellaceae.